Molecule: messenger RNA, 1083 nt
Organism: Temnothorax curvispinosus
Lineage: Eukaryota; Metazoa; Arthropoda; Insecta; Hymenoptera; Formicidae
Exons: 1
Coding region: 1-1083 (360 amino acids)
Source: RefSeq, a predicted model, not a curated record
AUGCAGCGCACGUGUAGUAGGUGUUCCAAAACUAUUGCCGGUUUGGCAAAAUCGUACGUUGAGUGCGGGCGAUUGUUUCACCCAGGCUGCGUCAAGGCGUAUCUUGGUACUAAAUCAGCCGGUGGGUGCUGCAGAGUGCAAUUGUCAGCAAUGCCUCUCACACCGAGGGAGGCACAUGGUUCUCAACCUGUGGAUCAUAGGAGCCCUGCUAUGCAGAGUGCGGUGGAUGGUGUGCCUCGUGGUCCAUUACAGUCUACUGAGGCGCUGUUGCAGUCAAUUCUGACGAGAAUUGAGGAAGCUGACACGAAGUCUGCUGCCAGGCUGAAUGAUUUGGACAAAAAGUUUACGGCUGUGUUCGAGAGAUCGGACAAGAAAAUCUCGGCUUUCAUUGAUCGGCAGCAAGCUGUAAACGUGGACUUUGCGCAAAAACUCGAUCAAAUACCGAACAUUUUAAAGAUCGUUGAGGGCCAUGGUGAGAGAAUUGCGGUGCUGGAGGCUCAGAGCGCGCGGCUGCUGAGCUCUCAGCAUGAUGAUCGGGGGCUGUCUGCUGCAUCGCGAGUGUCUGGAGCGUCUGAAAUUAUUAUCUCGGGAAUUCCAAGCUCUAUUACCGAUGCUUCAGGGGUGCUCGUCGAAAGUGUAUUUUGUGCACUCGGGGUAUCUCAUCUGGUUUCUGACGUUCUCGAGACCCGUGAUGUGGUCGGACGGGAUACGUCCGUCGUGAGUGCUGUGGCGUCUGGUUCCGUAUCGGCCGGUAAUAUUCCGAGUGGCACUUCUGGACGUAAAAGAUCGGUCAUCGUGGCGUUUAAGUCACGUGAAAUUCGCGACCACAUUUUAAAGAUUAUGCGGAGCAGACGUAGACUUCUGGUUAGUGAUGUUUUUUCGGUUAAUGUCCCUGGUAAUGUUUACGUAAAUGAAUUACUUCCGACGCAUGCCUACAAUUUGUUGCGACAGACGAGGAUUAAGGCAAGACAGACCUCUUUCAAGCAUGUGUGGAGCAGGGAUGGUCGUAUUUUUGUUCGCAAGGAUCAUGGUCAGCCUCCAAUUUCGAUAGCCUCGGAGGCUGAUCUUGAGCAGCUUCACUGA